GGCUGGGCCUGGUGGGCAGCGGGGAGUGCGGGGGACCCCAGAAUCAGGGGCUCGGGUCAUAUAGCGUCUUCACAAACGGGCGCAGGCAGUGUUCGUGCGACCCGGAGAGACCGUGGGCGUCGAUGCCUGGAGUUACUGUAAAGGACGUGAACCAGCAGGAGUUCGUCAGAGCUCUGGCAGCCUUCCUCAAAAAGUCCGGGAAGCUGAAAGUCCCUGAAUGGGUGGACACUGUCAAGCUGGCCAAGCAUAAAGAGCUCGCUCCCUACGAUGAGAAUUGGUUCUACACACGAGCUGCUUCCACAGCACGGCACCUGUACCUCCGGGGCGGCGCUGGGGUUGGUUCCAUGACCAAGAUCUACGGGGGGCGCCAGAGGAACGGUGUCAUGCCCAGCCACUUCAGCAGAGGCUCCAAGAGCGUGGCCCGGCGGGUCCUCCAGGCCCUGGAGGGGCUGAAAAUGGUGGAAAAGGACCAAGAUGGGGGCCGCAAACUAACACCUCAGGGACAGAGAGAUCUGGACAGAAUCGCUGGACAGGUGGCAGCUGCCAACAAGAAGCAUUAGAACAAAUGAUGCUGGGUUAAUAAAUUGCCUCAUUC
Physeter macrocephalus (sperm whale) is the source of this 595-nucleotide messenger RNA. It is a transcript of the gene RPS19, whose product is annotated as ribosomal protein S19. Gene Ontology annotation, molecular function: RNA binding; structural constituent of ribosome. The record is from RefSeq and is a predicted model, not a curated record. Gene Ontology annotation, cellular component: cytosolic small ribosomal subunit; ribosome. Lineage: Eukaryota; Metazoa; Chordata; Mammalia; Artiodactyla; Physeteridae. Gene Ontology annotation, biological process: translation; ribosomal small subunit assembly. The coding region runs from base 123 to 560 and encodes 145 amino acids. The transcript is spliced from 6 exons.